GAUUACUUCAGCACAACCUGGAAGCACCCACCUAAUUUUAUUCCGUCCAAAAGUUCAGAACACAGACCAAAAAAAUCAAAAUGGCUUGGGAACCAACAAAGCCAAGGCAGCCAAUUGCUGCGAUGUACAACGGCCCUGGACCAGGACAGUAUCUCCUUCCAGGUGGCACAGGUACCAUGAGGUCCGACCCUCGUAAGAAGCAGUUACCCGCCUACAGCUUCGGUACCAGACACCGCGAAUACACCGACGAUUGCAGCCCCGGUCCACGUUACCUAAUCGACUCACGCCUUACGAGGACAGGAAAGAGCGGAGACCCACACUAUUCUGUGUACAGCAGACCCGGCGAUGUGCGCGUGUUCAGCACCCCAGGACCCGGGCGCUAUUCACCUGAGAAGGCUGGCCAGAAUGCCUACCGGAAGGCGGCUUCCUACUCCUUUGGUGCACGAACAAAAGGAAGCAAACACGAUAAAUCUCCAGCUCCCAACAACUACUCUCUGCCAAGUAUUCUGGGAGGUAAAUCCAGCGCUGUAAACUCUGCACCCAACUACUCCAUGACUGGUCGCAGUAAGAUCGGCGCAGUCGACGAAGAUCUAUCCAAGACCCCAGGCCCUGGAACAUACCGAGUUGUAGAGCCUUCAAUUUAUAAGAAGAGAGAUCCCCUGUAUUCAAUGACCGGAAGAAACACGAUGCCAAGUGACUCAACGCAAAAGCCAGGACCGGGUGGACACUGCCCUGAAAAGGUUAUUAUCAACAAACCUCAAGCACCCAAGUUCUCUUUCGGUGUGAGACACUCAGAGUACACAACGCCAAUGAUUUCAGAGCCAUCUGAUUAAAUUAGUCUUAUCAUUUAAAAAAAGGUAGCUUUGGGGAACAUCACUACACUCUGCAACAAACUGUUUUUCACUGCCCUUUUGCUAUGGCAUAGCUCUCCAGUGUGGAGUUAUGGAAAGGUUUGAUCCUGUGGACUUCAUAGCAUUUAACAGGAUAUGGUUAUCGCAACAGGCCUGAAGUUUCAUUUCCUCCAGUGCCACUGUCUUGGCCUUGGUGCCCUUUCACAAUUUUUUUUAUAGACUUUCAGAUCUUCCAAUGGAAGUGCUUUUUGCAAAAUGAAAAUGGUCUCACUGCUCAAAGAUAAAAUUCAUGGCCUGUUGCAGUUGUCAUAUAACUUGAUCCUCAAUACUGAUUCUGAAAAAUAAUCACUAAGGUGAAAGUUUUCUUGAUGUGCUGGAAAUAAUACGCUGGAGAUCAGCUCGAUUUUUUUUAUUUUUUAUAAGUCCACAUGGCAUUAUAAGUUGGCUACCGUAAAAAAAAAAGAUUUUUUUAAUCCAAACAAUAAUCAUGAUUUAGCAGAAAUUAUUUUGAUGAGUAAUCAUGUUAAAUGGACUGAAUUCUACUCUUUUACAAACCAAAACUUAAACAAAUCAUGUCAGUUUAGGAAAGUUAUACCCUGUUAUGAAAGCCAAAAAACAGUAAUUUUUGUACAAAAUAAUGAUUCUCAGUCACCGAAAAAAAAUAAAAGACAAAAUCUGUCAAUAAGGUCAAGAAGGAAAGCACCUGGGUAUGUACAUUACUUAUGUAAAUAGAGUUUGUUUUGUUUUUCGUUUUUUUGGUUAAUGUUAUGAGAAAUUUAUGUGCAUGUACUUUGGUGAUAAAAGUUUACUUUCAAUAGAGCAAACAAAGAUAAUUUUGAACAGUAUUUAAAAGAUAACUUUUUAGUACAAUUUUGAUUAAGUUUUUACUUUGUAAGAUUUUUAAAAUUAUAAUCUUGACGUGCUAAACGAAUUCAAGUCAGGUGCUUUACCAAACGAUGAACAAUUUUUUAUGCAUCAUGUUUCCUCCACCGAUUUUAGCUUAGUCAAAUUUCAAAAGGAAUUAAAGGCUGCUUGGUCAUAACAAGUGAAAAUGCAAAGUUAAUAUUGGAAAACAUAUUUAUAUUGAUGUACAUAAAACUAAUUUUAAGCACAUUCCGUCCUUAAAAUGGAAAUUGCAUCCAUUGCAAUUUCUUGUGAAUACUUUUAUCGUUUAAUAAUCAUCACCAAAUGUAAUCAACUGGAGCAUGCAUAAAGUGAAUUAAUAAAACAAGUUUAUUGUACAUAAAGAAAA
Molecule: messenger RNA, 2103 nt
Organism: Asterias rubens (European starfish)
Lineage: Eukaryota; Metazoa; Echinodermata; Asteroidea; Forcipulatida; Asteriidae
Product: outer dense fiber protein 3-like
Exons: 5
Coding region: 81-833 (250 amino acids)
Cellular component (GO): cytoskeleton
Source: RefSeq, a predicted model, not a curated record